Molecule: messenger RNA, 1584 nt
Organism: Sphaerodactylus townsendi
Lineage: Eukaryota; Metazoa; Chordata; Lepidosauria; Squamata; Sphaerodactylidae
Exons: 4
Coding region: 294-1067 (257 amino acids)
Source: RefSeq, a predicted model, not a curated record
AGCUGCCUCACAGUAUAUACUGAGCGUCUCCGGUGAUCUCAGUCACCCUUAUUUCAAAAGAUCCGAAUAUAGUCAACUUUGGGUCAUACACCGGGGAAGGCGUUAAAAUUUUUUAUCGACGGACUGUCUCCCCCGCCAUUUCGGAAAAUGAUAACGCUGGGGUACUACCAAGUGAAAUGAAAGGGGGAGACCUUUUAGGAAUCUCUCGCCGAAGAAUGAAGCUAAAUCUUUACGACAGUUAGUGCGGGGUUGCCCUCACCCCCAUUACUGUCCUUUUCCCCCUCAGUCGCCUAAUGGAAAAACCUCGCGGCUCGCGGGCCAAGAGUUCGGCCACCCCUUCGCCGUGUGAGGAAUGGAAUGCCCCGAGGGGGAGGGGCCUAGUGAAGCCCUGCCAGGAGGUUGGCUUUGGCCAGUCGCAGGGUGGGAGGCGGCCAGGUCGGGGGUGGGGGCCCGUUCUGCGCAGCUGGGAGGGCGGAGCUGAACGAGCCCCGGGCCUGAGGGGUGAUCAUGGGCGGCUGAGGGGAGUCGCGUCCAGAGGCGGCCCGUGCGGGCGGCCAUGGCCGAGGAUUACUGGGACUCGCCAUAGCAGAAGCCGCUGCCCAGAAUCUCCACCAUUGAUGAGAACGGAAGCCUAUUCUUUAAGUUCAUUGACUGUGGCGAUCAUGGAGAGCAGUGACACUAGGAAUUUCCCCGCAAUGGAUCGAAUGAAAAAGAUCAAGAGGCAGCUGUCCAUGACGCUGCGGGGGAGCAGGACAGUAGAGAAAAACCUCAACGAACCCAUCAACAUAGAGGAAAAUAACAGCAGCGACAAUGGCCCCACAGUGAAGAGCGUGCGCCCCGGCACCUCCCGCAGCGUUCACGCCUUCCUGCACCAAUAUGCAGGCACCUUCCGCAGGCCCCGCCUGGCCAUCAGCCGCAGUCUGAGCACUCACCUGAACCGCACCGCCCGACUAGGUGAUUAUUGCUCCUCCCACCUUGCCCGCAAGGACUCCCUGUUGUGGGUAGGGGCUGUGCCAAUCCCUGUUGGCCUAAAAGAAGACGUUCUGGAGUCCCAACUGACCGACUGACUGACAUACACUUAGGCCUCGAGGCGCCAAGCUGGGCUGCUGCAGAGCUUGACUGAGGAGGCUGGGUAGGCUAGAGUGUUGAAUGUCCAUUCCUGGUGUCCGAAGGAGUGUGGUAAAGAUGCUGAUAACAUCUGGGUCUCAGUUCCAAUACAUUUGCAAUCACCAUGGGCUUAAGACCUGUGUCUUAACAGUAUUUCAGUCACAGUUUAGGCUGGGCAGAUGUGCUUCAGUUUCAUAAGCAUCUCCUGUACUUCUAGAUGAAGCUUAUAUCUCACGGGUCAGCUCGAUAUGAAAUGGGCUUGCUGGCUCUUCAAAAUAAUGUUGAAAUAGUUUGCAAGGUGCACAGGAAUAAUAAGAUCCCCAACAGGGUGCCCAUGGUAGCCUUGGCACCUGCAAACACCUUUCCUGGGGCCCACAAAGUGUUUUUAGAAAGUGGGCGAAGCCUGGUGAGAGCCAGCGUGGUGUAGUGAUUAACAGCAGUGGAUUCUAAUCUGGAGAACUGGGGUUGAUUCCCCAC